Auxenochlorella protothecoides is the source of this 2733-nucleotide messenger RNA. RefSeq names its product Elongation factor 2. The transcript is spliced from 13 exons. Gene Ontology annotation, cellular component: ribonucleoprotein complex; cytosol. Gene Ontology annotation, molecular function: ribosome binding; GTPase activity; GTP binding. NCBI's taxonomy places the organism in Eukaryota, Viridiplantae, Chlorophyta, Trebouxiophyceae, Chlorellales, Chlorellaceae. The coding region runs from base 1 to 2733 and encodes 910 amino acids. Gene Ontology annotation, biological process: cytosolic ribosome assembly. The record is from RefSeq and is a predicted model, not a curated record.
AUGAAUUCUGACCUGGGUCUCGUCAGUCACCUGCAGCAUCAGACCGAUCGCAUCAGGAACGUGUGCGUGCUGGCUCAUGUGGACCACGGCAAGACCACGCUGUCGGACCACCUGAUCGCCUCCAAUGGCCUCAUCCACCCGAGGCUGGCCGGGGAGCUUCGCUUCCUGGACUCUGGGGAGGAGGAGCAGAUUCGGGGCAUCACCAUGAAGAGUAGCUCCAUCACCCUCAUGCACCUGGCUGGGGAGAGGGGCGGCCCACGCAGGCAGAGGACGCCCGCAAACAUGCGGGAAUCAGGUCCUUGGCACCUCAUCAACCUCAUCGACUCCCCCGGCCACAUCGACUUCUGCAGCGAGGUCUCCACGGCCGUCCGCCUGUCAGACGGCGCGCUGGUGGUCGUGGAUGCCGUCGAGGGGGUCUGCAUCCAAACGCACGCCGUGCUUCGACAGGCCUGGGAGGAGCGGCUGGACAUGGUGCUGGUGAUCAACAAGAUCGACCGCCUGGCCCUGGAGCUGCGAUUGGGUCCCGAGGAAGCAUACGCACGGCUGCGGGCGGUGGUGGACCACGUCAACCUGGUGGUCUCCUCCUUCCACUCCGAGCAGUUCAUCAGCGAGGCCGAUGCGGACGAUGCCGGGGCGGAGGACGUGUUCUCGCCCUCCAAGGGCAACGUCGUCUUCGGCAGCGCGGGCGACGGCUGGGCCUUUGGCCUGGCCGACUUUGCCGGCCUGUAUGCUGCCAAGCUGGGGUGCAAGGCCUCGGCGUUGGAGCGGGCGCUGUGGGGCGACUACGCCUUCCAGCCCAAGACAAAGCGCAUCCUGCCCAUCCGCCCCGGCUCCGGCGGCAAGCCCCUCUUCGUCCAGUUUGCGCUGGAGCCGCUCGAGGCCGAGGAGCGGGCCAUGCGUGAGUGCACGCCCGCCGGCCCGCCCCUCGUGUACAUCUCCAAGAUGAUCUCCGUCCCAGCCAACGUCCUGCCCAGGCAACCCGGCACAGCACCCAGCGCUGACCCGAGUCAAGAAAUCUUCCUCGCCUUUGGCCGCGUGUUUGCCGGCACGCUGCGGACCGGCCAGGCCCUCUGCGUGCUGCCCGACACACACAACCCGGCCGACCCGGCCGCGAUAGCCGCCGCACGCAGCGUCACCCCCUCCGCCCUCUACCUGAUGAUGGGGCGGGGCCUGGAGCCCCUCGCCGCCGUCCCCGCCGGCAAGGCCGCGCCCAUCGUGCGCGUGGCGGUGGAGCCGGCCGACGCCGCCGACCUGGCGGCGCUGGAGGCGGGGCUGGCCCUGCUCGCCCGCGCCGACCCCAUGGUGCGCCUGGAGGCGCGCGCCAGCGGGGAGCGCGUGCUUUGCGCCGCGGGGGAGGUGCACCUGGAGACGUGCGUGAAGGACCUGGAGGCGCGCUUUGCUCGCUGCAGGAUCAUCGUGUCGCCGCCCCUGGUGGCCUUCAGGGAGUCGCUGGCUGCGCCUGAGGACGCGGAGGCCGCCCACACCCCCGCCCCAGGCGCCCAGCACGCCCAGCACGCCCACGGCCCCGUGGUCGAGGCGGCCACGCCCACGGGCGCCGUGGCCCUCCGCCUCCGCGCCUUCCCCCUGCCCUCGCCCCUGGCCGGUGCCCUGGAGGCGGGCGCCGCCGUGCUGCAGGCGGCGCUGGGCGAGGCGGGGCGCGGUGCGGGGCCUGGCGAGCGCGAACGCGAGGCGGCCGCCGAGCUGGGCCGCCGCCUGGCCGCCUCCGCCGAGGGCGCCGAACUCCUGCUGGCGCGGGCGUGGGCGCUGGGACCGCGCCGCGUGGGGCCCAAUGCCCUGCUCCUCUCCCCCACAUCGCCGGGGCAGGGCGCAGGCGGGCCCACAACCGGUCUCUGGGACGUGCCACCGCCCGGCGUCCUGGCGGUGGGCGGGCGGCAGGGGCGCGGCGCACGCCCGCCCAGCCCCGCCGGCGUGGGCCCGGCGGCGGCCGGCGCCGCGCCGGCCGAGGGGGCAGGAGCUGACGAGGCGGUGGAGGAGGCACGGGCCACGCUGCGCAUCGCGCUGGGCCGGCCGGAGGUGGCGCAGGUCCUCUGCCUGGGUCAGGGGGGCGCACACGCCGGGAACGCGGAGGUUGACGCGCAGGGAACGGCUCUGGGCCUGUCUGCCGAGGGCGUGGCGCGGCUGAGGGACAGCAUCGAGGCCGGGGUCCUGGCUGGCUUCGGCAUGGCCACCGAGGCAGGGCCUCUGUGCGACGAGCCCAUGUGGGGCGUCGGCUUCGAGGUGGAGGCCAGGGUGGUGGGGUCCGGGGACGAGGCCUCCCCCGCCCCGCGCACGGGCGAGGACGUUUACGGGCCUCUCAGCGGCCAGAUCGCGACGUCCUCGGAGGGUCUGAGCGCGGUGUACGCUGUGCUGGGAAGACGGCGGGCGAGGGUGCUGCGGGAGGAGCUGCGGGAAGGCUCCGACCUGUUCAUGGUGCACGCCUACCUGCCCGCCGAGAGCUCGUUUGGGUUCGUGGAUGAGCUGCGGCGGCGCAGCAGCGGGGCGGCCUCCGCCUCCCUCCUGCUCAGCCACUGGGAGCGGCUGGGGGUGGACCCCUUCUUCGUCCCCACCAGCCUGUUGGAACGGGAGGAGUGGGGCGAGGAGGGGCAGGGCGUGGGGGCGGCGAACCUGGCGCGCAAGCUGAUCGACGCCACGCGCCGGCGCAAGGGCCUGCCGGUGGAGGAGAAGGUGGUGGAGAGCGCCACCAAGCAGCGCACGCGGGCGCGCAAGGUGUGA